Macadamia integrifolia is the source of this 2604-nucleotide messenger RNA. RefSeq lists its product as uncharacterized. The coding region runs from base 2104 to 2430 and encodes 108 amino acids. The transcript is spliced from 4 exons. Lineage: Eukaryota; Viridiplantae; Streptophyta; Magnoliopsida; Proteales; Proteaceae. The record is from RefSeq and is a predicted model, not a curated record.
UCUGUCGAUAUAUCUCUCUUUUUCUCUCCUCUCUAUUUCUUACUCUUGAUGUUGCCAUUUGGGUUUUUUUUUUUCCCAUCUAAAAGCUUCGAUUUGUGGGUUUUUUUUCAUCUUCAAAUAUCGGAUCUUGCGAUUUGGGCCUUUUUCAUCUCUCUCUCUCUCCCCAAAGCUGACGACUUUCAAGUGUCAGUCGUACUACCUCUCCAUUUGCUGCUUCACUAGCAUUAGUAACAUCAUUUCUAAGUUGCGCAGUAGGUUGUGUAGUUCUUUGAUAUUUUGGGCUGGGAAAUUCAAUCGCGGAAAUGUCUUGAUUAAAGUAAGAUAAAUAUACGCUCUCCCUGCUCUGGUCUGCUGCUUCUUUGGGCUUUGAUUCUUAUCCUGUGAAUUGAGGAAUAGAAGAAGUGGUGAGAAGAUGAGAGCCCAUAGCCCAGUGGACAGUAAGUUCCAGUAACAGAAAACGAAAUUCCAAAAAUGAAUCCGUUGUCUUGCUUUAGAUUCAGAAGGAUUUCGAGACACAGGUCCCCUGCUUCAUGGGUUUGAGUACAGAAUUGUCUUCAACUGAUUUUCUUUCUGCCUUUUAUCGCACCAUGGUUUAUCUUAAUUUUAUCUAUAAUAUCGUUGUCUAUACUUGUUUUUCCCUCAUUUUUUUCUCAUUUAUAGACACCAUAAGGAAUGUGUUAUAUUUAGAUGCUCCGUAUGUUCUACUUCCCUCUGGGGGAUGGAAUUUUGGGAUUAUGGAGAUGGAAGUCAAGUGUCUUUCUCUGGUUCAAGAAGAAUUUUCAAUUCUUGAUUUGAUAACAAGGAAUUUGAAGAAACAUGUGAAUUCAACUCCUUUCUCUUCUCCACUUCAGCCUCUUGAUCCCAAGAACUUAAUACUUAUGGGAAUUGUUAUGGAAAUGUGGGUCCAGCCCCUUCUGGCAUUGGGAGGGCAUUUGGGAACCAUGAUGGCAGUAUUAUAAGGGUGUACUUGGAAUUAAAAAGCACAAUAGCAUCCAGGUGAAUUGGAGCUUAAAUCCAUCAUCUGAGCUUUCAACUUUAUCUAAUAUCCUUCUGUUGCUGCUCAUCAAUUGAUUGAAGGUUAGGUGGCUAUCCUAAUUGGAGGCACUUGCCAGAGUGCUUGGGUCAUCUGGGUAUUCGUAUCUAUUUGGAAUUAGUGUUUAACAAACUCUUUGAUGGUUGUAUGCUAUAUAUAAAAUAAAGGUGUAGAAUUAAUUAUUCCAAUUGAGAUGCUGAAUCAAUGAUUCAUUGGUCAGGGUACUAAUAGUACUAGGGAUAUCUGUCGGCAUUGUUUUCUUGGGCAGUUGUAUGAUGGUCUACACGACAUUAUUGUCUAAGAAAGUUAAGUUGAUUUUUUUACCUAGUAUGAAAAGUUCCUGAUUGUGGUUAGAAUUUUGGAAUGCCAUUCAGCAUGUAACUUUCUCAAUCUUUGCUGAAGCUAGCAAGGUUCUUUCGGAUUCUUUUGUGGGUUAUAACAUCAUAUAGAGGGGAUGUGGAGAGGUUUAUCUUGAAUUCUUGAUGAGGGAGUUCCUCCUAGAUGUCGAUUUUAUCUUGUAGGGACCAUUGCUUAUUGGAUUUUUAUUUAUUUUUAGUUGCACCAUCAUUUUGUUCAUAUAGGUGCUUAUUUUGACAUGCAUUGUUGUUUAUAAUGCAAAAAUGAGGUAAUCCAAACAUUUUAUGUUAUACGCAGUUGUAAUGGCAUUUUCAUAAUUAUUCCAGUUAGAUGGAAUGUUAAUGAAAGUUUCAUGAUUAUUCCAGUUAAAGGAAUGGUAAUGGCAUUUUUCGUAAUUAUUGGUAAUAGUGGCAAAUGUGAUAAUAACAUUUUCAUAAUUAUUUGGGUUAAGUGUGAGGGUUGUAACAUUUAUGUAGUAUCGUUUGUAGUGGUAAAAAGUGAUUCUGUAAAGGUCUGCUAAACACUGUUCCUGUUCUCUUUCUGUUCUGGGAUCAAUUCUGGAGCAUUUUUACCAAAAGCUAAUCUUCGGCGAAAGAUCAUUCUCACGGAACAGAAUUGCAACCAAACAGAGACAUAAUUAGGAAGUCAACUCACAGGACCAGUUGGCAAUAUGAAACUUUGCUCUUUUGAGGCUGGUGAGCAGGUGGACCACAAUGGUGGGCGGUGUUCCCCACCCGUUGCGUAUGAUAGCUACUGCAGGUGCUGUUGUUGUUGGUUCUAUAUUCUGUCUCUCAGUAGCUUCUUCGGUAACCAUUCGAACACUGCAAGCUGUUACUGAUGCUAGAAGGAAAAAAGUAGCAUUACCUUGUGGAGUUUGUAAGGGAAUAGGUUUCUACACAUGCAAGUUAUGCAGAGGCAAUUCUACAAUAAAGUGGUCGCCUUUAUAUGAUCCAGUAGUCAUAAAUCCUUGUCUUUGCCCUACAUGUGAUGGGAACAGGGUGCAACGCUGUCUUAACUGCCUUGGAAGGGGCUAUUUUUGAAUUGCAAGUGGUUGGAAUAUGUUUUUUCAUGAUUCAUUGAGUUCUGUAUUGUAAAGAAGACUAUUCCUUCCUAUGAAUUAUACCUAUUUUUUCAUCUAUAUGUAUCAUGUAUAUCUCUCUGAUCUGGAAAAUGAUUUGAUUUUAUAUUACAGUUCUCUGUUAUCUUUUUUGUCA